Telopea speciosissima is the source of this 2267-nucleotide messenger RNA. Its product is annotated as probable inactive purple acid phosphatase 2. Bases 39 to 2015 code for a protein of 658 amino acids. The record is from RefSeq and is a predicted model, not a curated record. Gene Ontology annotation, molecular function: acid phosphatase activity; metal ion binding. The transcript is spliced from 2 exons. Lineage: Eukaryota; Viridiplantae; Streptophyta; Magnoliopsida; Proteales; Proteaceae.
AGAGGGGCGGAGGUCUCUCAUUUCUGCUAAAUUUAGCUAUGCCUCGUCCAAUUCCAACAACAACCCUUCUCUUCUUCGCCUUCUUCUUCUUCUUCCUCACCCUUCUCUCACCCAUAUCUUCUUCUUCGGUCUCCAUAUCUCUGAGCCCCAAGACCCUCACCAAAUCCGGCGACUCAGUCAGAGUCCAAUGGACAGGCAUAGACUCGCCAUCCAAUCUCGAUUGGCUCGGCAUCUAUUCACCCUCUAAUUCCUCCGACGACAACUUCAUCGGUUACGUCUUCUUGUCUUCCUGCAACGAAUGGAAGUCGAGUUCGUGCUCUGUCGAUCUCCCACUUGUCAAUCUCCGCUCUCCUUACCAGUUCCGUAUCUUCCGAUGGACCGACAACGAGGUGGACCGAUCUCGACUCGAUCAGGACCACAACCCUUUGCCAGGAACGAAGCAUCUGUUGGCGAAAUCAGAGUUGCUGGACUUCGAGAGUGGUCACGGGCCCGAACAGAUUCAUUUGGCGUUCACGGACAAGGAUGACGAGAUGAGGGUUAUGUUUAUAACGGCCGAUGGGAAGCAGAAUCUUGUGAAGUAUGGGGAGAGGGAAGAUGAGUUGGAUGAGGUUGCUGAGACGGAAGUGAGGACGUAUGAGCAGUCGGAUAUGUGUGAUUCGCCGGCGAAUGCGAGUAUUGGAUGGAGGGAUCCUGGGUUUAUUCAUGAUGGGGUUAUGAGGAAUUUGAAGUACGGGAGGAGGUACUAUUACAAGGUUGGAAGUGAUGAACGAGGUUGGAGUUUAACUCACACCUUUAUGUCACAAAACAAAGACUCAGAUGAGACCACUGCUUUCCUAUUUGGAGACCUGGGGACCUCAGCCCCGUACUCAACCUUUCUUCGCACACAAGAGGAAAGCAAGUCAACCAUAAAGUGGAUUAUUCGUGACCUUGAAGCACUCGGCGACAAGCCUGCUUUCAUCUCCCACAUUGGUGAUAUCAGCUAUGCGAGAGGCUAUUCAUGGUUGUGGGACACAUUUUUCACUCAGAUUGAACCUGUUGCUUCUAAGGUCCCAUACCAUGUGUGCAUUGGCAAUCAUGAAUAUGAUUGGCCUUUGCAGCCUUGGAAACCUGACUGGGCUCAGAUGUACGGUACGGAUGGUGGGGGUGAAUGUGGGGUUCCAUAUAGCCUCAAAUUUAACAUGCCUGGAAACUCUUCUGCACCAACUGGGACCCGUGCUCCUGCGACACGAAACCUCUACUACUCAUUUGAUUUGGGGGUUGUGCAUUUUGUUUAUAUGUCCACUGAGACUAAUUUCCUUCCAGGGAGCGAUCAGUAUAACUUUAUCAAGCAUGAUUUGGAAUCUGUUAAUCGGAAGAAAACUCCUUUCGUUGUUGUUCAAGGCCAUCGUCCCAUGUACACUACAAGCUAUGAGUCCAAAGAUUCCCCUUUGAGAGAAAGAUUGGUUGAGCAUUAUGAACCUUUGUUUGUGAAUAACAAGGUGACCCUGGCACUGUGGGGCCAUGUACAUAGGUAUGAGAGGUUCUGUCCACUGAAGAACUUCACCUGUGGGAGCAAGGACCUCAAUGGAGAGGAUUUGCCGGUGCAUGUUGUGAUUGGAAUGGGGGGCCAAGACUGGCAAACAAUCUGGGAGCCUAGGCCAGACCACCUUACGGACCCAGUAUUUCCCCAGCCAGAUUUUUCUUUGUACCGUGGGGGUGAGUUUGGGUACACUAGGAUUCAUGCUACAAGGGAGAAGUUCACACUUUCUUACAUAGGAAACCAUGAUGGAAAGCUCCAUGACAUGGUUGAGAUCCCAGCACCAGGCCGCCGAGUUCUUAGUGGUGGUGGUGGUGGUGGUGAUGGUGGCUACAGUGGUGUUGAGGUGGUGGAGUCUAAAUUUUCAACAUAUGUGAAAGUAGGGAGUGUCUUGGUGCUUGGGGUAUUUAUAGGGUAUGUUGUUGGUUUUGUAUCACAUGCCAGGAGAGAAGCUGCUUCAAGGAAGAGCUGGAUUCCAGUGAAGAGUGAAGAAGCAUGAGAAUCUAAUUGUCUGGUAAUCACUGAAUCUUUGGUGUUGAACUUUCUUGUUUUUCAAAAUUUCCGAGUAGAAAAUUGUAUUGAGUUAAUUCCUCACUUCUUCAGCUGUGUGGAGAAGCUCUUUUAUGUUGGUGGCCAAAGCUGUGAUAGAACUUGUUAAGUUGUACUGUUUUGAGAAGAACACUGUAAAAUAUGUAAAAUGUAAUAUAUAUACCUUCUUUUGACAAGUUUCUAAAGCUAAAUGUGCCUUGCU